CAAACGUCUUCUUAGAUAUCAGCAUUCGACACCCAUCUCAGUGAGCAGCCAAUUAGGGCAACGGCACAGAACCUGAGCCCGCCAUUUUGACACUGAGGUAAAUGUGAGGGGCAAGACCUGACUUGACUAAAAGGCGGAUCUACGUUCAUGUGAAAAAAUCCCUGCAGCGGGCCCAGGGGUCACUCCCUUUCGAAUAGUUUGGAGAACUGAAACUCUUUGGGAGAUAAUCUGAAACUCUUGGUUUAACAGGAACUGAACACUGAUGUUCACCUGAAAAGGACCAAAAUGACCAAAAUGGGAGACGCACUGCUGGCAUUUCAUGUUUUCUUUAUCGGACUCUCCUUGGUCACGGCUAUAAGUGUGACCAUCCCCGAAGAUGUCUACGAGUUUGCCCGAGGAGACAAUAUCACUCUGCCAUGUACAUUCACAUCCAAAGUAGCUGAUCCCAAACCAAUUGUAACAUGGACUGUGGAAGGUGACCAAGGCAAAGAGGUUACCAUACUAACAUACUACACUUCAAUGAAGGUGCUGGACAUCAAGAGUGUAUAUGAAGGUCGGGUUUCACUAGAUCAUAACAUUCCCGGGAGAAGUGUUAACCUAAAGCUGAACAAUAUAGCGCUUGCGGACAACAAAAAAUUUGAGUGUAAGAUCCAAAUCCCUGGAGAUGAUGAGGGUAAACUGACUGACACUGCCAGACUGGUGGUGCUAGUGGCUCCAUCUCCACCCAUUUGUGCGGUUGAGGGGAAGGAGGAGUACGGCCAGGAUAUCAAACUCACCUGCAAAUCAGAGGAGGGCUCCCCGACACCCACAUACAAGUGGCAAAGCCAUGACGUCAGAAACACACCCAGGCCUCUCCCCCCUAAAGCUACCGACCUGGCCGGAGUUUUGUCCCUCUUUAACAUCACCUCCGAGACAUCUGGCUACUACGUUUGCACGUCCUCCAAUAAGAUCCGAUCGGCCACCUGCAACAUGACUCUCUCGGUCAUGCCACCCUCCAUGAACGUGGGGAUGACGGCAGGGAUCAUCGGGGGCGUAGUCGCCGCCCUCCUCAUCCUACUGAUCAUCAUCUACUGCUGUUGCUGCCGCAAGAAGAAGGAGGAGGAGGGGGGAUACGCCAUGGGAGAGCCAGAGGGCGGCCAGUAUCAUGACAAGGAGCCCGGCGACGACGCGGAGCACGGCAACCGCGAGAGAGCCAUCGAGCGCGACCGACCCUCCGAGCGCAGCGAAUCGGACUACGACCGCCAGAGCGACUACAACCACCGUAGUGACCGCUCCAAUAGGGACGACCGAGAUGACCGGUACGAUGAUCGCUACGAUGAUCGCUACGACGACCGCCGGGACCGCCGCGAUGAUCGCUACGAUGAUCGCUAUGACGACCGCCGCGACCGCUACAGCGAUGAAUACGAUGACCGUUCUACCAGUCGGAAUCGUUAUGACGAUAGGGACAGGCCUCCCAGUAUACCUCCAAACAAGCCCUCAAGAGAUUACGACUAAACGGGGUGAACAUACGGUGAUCUAUUUUCAGCUGAUGCAAUAACCAGGUAUCUCUGGUGAUUCAUCCCUGAAAAUUAACUAGAAAAUACAACUUUGCAUAUCAUUUUUAUGGAGCCUGGGAGGUUUCAUUAAGAGAUUUGUUUUGGUGUUGUGUAUCAAGAAAAUGUGUGCUCAUUUUUAGUAAAUCUUUUUAGUAAAUCAUGCACCCAUUAGGCUACCCAAUAGUCCGUACUGCACGGUCUUAUCUAUCCAGUGUGUCGCAUUUUACUAAGUCACGUAUUCAUGACUAAAUUGUGGCCUCAUUUGACUAAAUUUGCUCUCGCCUGACUAAACUGUGCUCUCGUUUUAAUGUAGUAAUUUCGAGGAACACAUUGCUGUUGAUGUUCUGGUUUCUCCGUUUUCCCAAUGUCAGUAUAGCCUACAGAUCUUGACAAAGGUGGAUAUACGUUUCCAGUAUCUAGCUUUAUGACUCAACAUUCAAAAUACUUUUUUAAAUGUUUUUUUUUCUUUUUCAUAUUAAAACCUGGUUUUAAUCAUAUUCUUAACGGAUUGUGGUGAUGCUUAGUUAAAUAUAUAAUCAUUUAGCGUGAUAUAGCUUGACAUUGCUUUCUUCGUGUUUUAAAUUCUCUGAUAAAUACAUUCCAAGAUGUACAUUGAGCCUUAGCAUAGUGCCACAUUUUGGCCCAUGGACUAGUAUUCUCCAUGACACAGGCUAGGCUAUAUGUUACCGUGGAUACAGCCAUCUGUGAGUAUAAUGUAAAUAAACAAUGAAGUGACCUAUUAUUAAUGCAUGGGAAAAGUAAAUUGUUUUUAACUUUCAUUAUGUCAUGAGGUUUAUUCUUCCGUAUUACUACGAUAUCCGGAAGGCAUGGUCAUACUCCUGAAUGAUUAUUUUUGUAUGUAAAAUGUGUAAAUGUGUAUGGGAUUCAUUCAAUGCUGAAUUAAUUCGUGUUAUAUAAAAUCCUUUCUCACACACGA
Messenger RNA from Sardina pilchardus (European sardine), 2472 nucleotides. RefSeq names its product cell surface A33 antigen-like. The transcript is spliced from 7 exons. Lineage: Eukaryota; Metazoa; Chordata; Actinopteri; Clupeiformes; Clupeidae. Gene Ontology annotation, cellular component: plasma membrane. The coding region runs from base 286 to 1494 and encodes 402 amino acids. The record is from RefSeq and is a predicted model, not a curated record.